AAAAAAAUUUUGAUGGCAGAAUGUCGCGUCACGUGAUCGUUUGAUCUGGGAGGUCCCUUUUGUGUGUGUGUGGUGGGUGGUAUUGGGGCAAGUUAGGUGGCCAGGUUCUCUGUCACGAGCACGUACUACAUUCAGGUGCUAUCGCAUGUACCCACUGGAGCCAGCUCAAGAUGCCACGCGUACACUUCUUGGAUGGGGAUCGCGAUCACGUGCCCACCCUGAAUCCACGGCUGUUGGGUGCAUGUACCUGUUGGCAUGGUUGGGAUACCUGAGACUGGGGUCGAAAAUGGGCGUUCCAAGCGUGAGGUGUAUAUUGGGGGCUAUAUUCCCCGAGGAUGUCGGCGGCGCAUCACAUGCAAAAUUUUGACCUCAGCAGAUUUCAUCUUAAUAUGUAUGAGCACCAUUUCCCUAUAAGGUGAUUCUGAAUCGAGAACAUGUU
This is a messenger RNA of Suhomyces tanzawaensis NRRL Y-17324, 439 nucleotides long. RefSeq lists its product as uncharacterized. Bases 146 to 367 code for a protein of 73 amino acids. The record is from RefSeq and is a predicted model, not a curated record. Lineage: Eukaryota; Fungi; Ascomycota; Pichiomycetes; Serinales; Debaryomycetaceae. The transcript has a single exon.